CAGGCGUGACAAGUCGGAAAAAUGAAAUCACUCUUCGGUUAGUGGUAGGAAAAUGGUGAAAAAAAACUUUUUGAAUCAGGGAAAACAUAAUCGCCAAUUAAUGUGAAAACGAUUUAGUGUGUUGAGUGAACUAAAAAUUCCAUUCAUUCGAAAACGAAUCUGAAUCAUGAGUUUCCAGGAUAGCACCAACUCGAAAAGCUACGUUUGUCCAUCGGAUAGACAGCUAGCACUGAGAGCCAAGUUGCAAACUGGUUGGAGUUCAACGUGCAAGCGCGUAGCAUUAAACGCAGAAGAACAACGAAUGAUUGUGUCUGUCAUCAAGAGAAAUGAACAGCUGGAAAUGGCAGAACGACAAAGAGUUGGAAAACUUGUUGAACGAGUUGAAAGGAUCAAACAAAGGGCUUCAUAUUAUGGACCGAAAAAUUGCAGUGAGAUUCGUGAUAUUUAUAAAAAGACAGGUGCUUGGUUCUAUAAAGGUUUGCCAAAUUACGAGAUCCCUUGCAGUUCAAGUCAUGAGUUGAAAGUUGAAGCUCGAAACCAGCCAGUAAAGGUUGUGAAAACUACAAAGUUGGGAAUGGAAAUAGAUUCGGAUGAAGACGAAGAUGAUGGUGUAGGAGAAUUAAUGAAAGGCAGUGAUCAAAAAUCCCUUAUAAAUGGAUCAUUUAGUAACACGUUCCUUAAAAGUCGAAAUCUUUUCAAUCUCCGUUUAACAACCGAUAUCGGUUCAAAGUUUACAUUCGAAAGCAAUUCGCCUCUUCCAAAGAAAUCUCCCGUCACACCCUUUAGUCGUCAAACAAGUUCAAGUGACUCCUCGCAAAAGUCAGCAAACAGUCUUCAGCCUCAAGCUAACGAUUGGGAAAAUGGAUCACCUAAUGGAAUCCUUCAAAGGCAAAGACAAAGUUCAUUUUCAUCAUCUGUUUCCAUCCCAGAAGUUUCAUCAUCGAAUGAUAAUUUUACGAUGAAUCGAAAUUAUCGCGAACCUGUUGUUCUCGGAUGGCUUGAAGUAUCAGUAAAUUACGAUGAAUCACAAGACACAUUAUUCUGCACAAUAUUGAGGGCUCGCGAUUUACCGCCAAUGGAUUCUCAAGGUCUUUCUGAUCCUUUCUGUAAAGUCAACAUUAUUACACCGGAAAACACAUUAAGACACACGAGAUGGCAGAAAUCUAGAAUCGCCCACAAAACUAAUAAUCCAGAAUUUAAUGAAACUUUUACAUUCAUUGGGAUGUCGUUUGAAGACAUGAAUUCGUCUAAUUUAUUUGUUGUUUUGCUCGAUGAUGAUAAAUAUGGAAGCGAUUUCCUAGGAGCCACUAAGAUCUCUUUGGGAUUGAUUCAGAAUUGUAGUCCAUGCAAAAUGACAAUUCCAUUGGGACCGGAAGAUAGAUUUAGCAUGGAAUCGCUAUCAAGAGAUUCGCCAAAUGGCCAAAUUCUCAUUGCUUUAUGUUAUAACACUCAAAAGCGUGCACUUGCUGUCGUUAUCAAACGAUGUAUCAACCUUAUGGCGAUGGAUAAGAAUGGAUUAUCAGAUCCAUUUGUAAAAAUACAACUGCGUCCCGAUUCUAAUCGUAAAAAAUUUAAAACAAGCAUAAAAUGGCGUAACUUAAAUCCCGUUUUCAACGAAGAAUUUUUUUUUGAGACACGACCAAAUGAUUUGGAUAAGCAAACGUUAAUAAUCACUGUCUGGGACAGAGAUAUAGGGAAGAGUAACGACUUCUUGGGUUCACUCAUUCUCGGUCAAAUCAGCAAAGGGCGAAGAUUAAAGCAGUGGAAAGAUUGCAUCAUCCUACCCGAUCAGUAUCAUGAACAAUGGCACUUCUUAUCAAGUGAUUUACCUCAUCACCAUUAAAAUAAAUGUUAAUGACAUUAUUCUUAGUUUCUUUUUUAACAUAAAAAGUUUCUUCGUUUUUGAGAUUUGAAUAAAAGUCUUUAAAUUUGUGAUGUUUUUCCAUAACAUGUUUAGG
Molecule: messenger RNA, 1958 nt
Organism: Clunio marinus
Lineage: Eukaryota; Metazoa; Arthropoda; Insecta; Diptera; Chironomidae
Source: the annotation of a GenBank genome assembly